CUCGGCCUCCGCGGGCGGCACUAAAGCAUAGCAGCACAGAGAUAGUCCAUAAUUGCUCGUGGUUCGCGGCGGAUUGAUCGGCAAAUUCGCGCGUUGCCUGCACUCGCGCGAAUACGGGGGAGUUUUUGCCUUUUUUGUCUUCUCUUCCCGCACGCAAAAAGACGAGAAUACAGCGGCAGCGGCGGCUGCGGCGAUUUGUCGUAAGGUCGCUAGAGGAAUAUGAUCCGCGUGGACGAGUCGGACCCGGUGGGAGAGAUCGAGCCCAGCUUUCCCUAUAGAGACGUGACGGUACGUCGAGGUGUCGAGUUCAAGGACGAUUAUGACAUUCAGGCGGAGCUCGGACGGGGUAAGUUUGGAAUUGUUUACCGAUGCAAGGACAAAGUGAGUGGCUUGAUGCUCGCCGCGAAAGUGGUGAACGUUAUGAAAAAAGAGGAUAGACGAGCCGUGCAGAGGGAAGUCGAAAUCAUGCGACGCCUGCAACAUCCACGAUUGAUCCAACUGUAUGAUGCCAUUGAUUCGGGAAGACAGAUCUAUGUUAUUCUAGAAUUGAUCGACGGUGGCGAGCUCUUUGAGAGAGUGAUAGACGACGAUUUCGUGCUGACAGAACGCAGCUGCGCUGUUUUUAUGCGGCAGAUAUGCGAAGGUAUAGAGUUCAUGCACGGUCAGAAGAUCUUGCACCUUGACCUGAAGCCUGAAAAUAUCUUAUGCCUGACAAAGGAAGGCAACAGAAUCAAAAUCAUAGACUUCGGUCUCGCAAGGGAAUAUGACCCGAAUAAAAAGUUGCAGGUGUUAUUCGGUACACCCGAGUUUGUUGCCCCAGAAGUCGUGAAUUUCGAUCAAAUUGGAUUUGGCACCGAUGUGUGGAGCAUAGGUGUUAUUUGUUACGUCUUAUUGUCUGGUCUGUCACCAUUCAUGGGCGAUACGGACAUAGAGACAAUGGCCAAUGUCACUAUCGCCAAGUACGACUUCGAUCACGAGGCCUUCAUCGAAAUUUCCGAGGACGCGAAGGAUUUCAUCAGAUGUCUUCUGGUAAAGGACAAGGAAAAGCGAUUCACGGCGGCGCAAUGUCGGGAACACUGUUGGCUGGCCCGCAAGACGCACACUAGGACUAGGACGGAGAAGGAGGUUGUGGGACUGGCGGAGGCCAAACGGAAUGCCUUCAUCGAGAAUCGUUCACCGAUCGUAGGAAUCGUCAGUGAUAACAAAGAUGAGCUGGACGUGACGAAGGACAAUCUCAGGCUAUUCGUCGAACGUUGGCGGGAACAUCCGGACAGCCCGUAUACGAUCGACACGUAUCACGCGUUGCCAAGGAACCCGGCUCGCGAACGCGAUGAGUCGGUCUCUCUGCGAGCUCACAGUCCCUCGCCUUGCGACAGUCUUCCCAGCAGCAGCGCGCCAUCGGAGAAGGUGCUGGACUCAGCCCGAGAUAAUUCUAGUAAUCUGUUAUCCGUGCCGAGUAUUAGCUUGUCUCUGGAGAGAAGAGCGUCCGAGGGUACAGCCUUGCGAAACCGUCGCGAUCCCGCCAGUCAGAUCGCUCUUGCCGAGGAAAUCAUCAAACUGUCAGAACAUCUGCGUGCGAUCGCUAUGGGAUCGCAGACAAGCGAGGAGGACACGGACGAGAGUGCGAUGAGUACAAUCCAGCAUUCCGCCAAGAAGAAGCUCGUCAACAUUGGAAAUACUUGUGGUACGUACGCGAAGAGCAGCGCAACGUUGUCCGUGUCUCAUAACGAAAGAGAGGAGACUAACGAGAUCACGGAGAAGCUGUCCAACAUCACUCGACAGCGAAAGCUCAACGGGACGACCUUUCAUAGUAGUCGUAGUUUCGACAAAUACAUACAAGACACCAAUCCUGGAAACGUAUUUGUAGCUUUGAGGAGAACGAGCAUCAGCGAUAGCGAAACGUCCGAGAGACGCAAGGGUAAGAAAUAUUCCAUCGAGCAGUCGUCGAUGAUCUCCGAGACGAUCGAGGAAAAGUUCAAUGGAGAAACGACGGACAAAAGGACUUCCAUACAGCAGGCGUCUUCUGUCAGCAGAGAAGAGGACAGCAAGGAGAUGGAUUUGACACCACCCUGGCGACACUCGCGAGUCAAACGAUCCUUUGGCGAGACCAGCAGGGACGUGCCGCGGAUAUCGAAUUUGCGGGAUCUGCACAAGAAUCUGAACCUCGACGAACCGAGUAGCGCCAAAGACCUGUUGUUGCACUUGCUGGGCGAAUGGGACGAGGUCACGGCGACACCCUGCGCUGGUGCCGGCAGGAAAUCUGUAAGUCUCGAUUGGUGCGCCGGAGACUCGGUCGCCAGACGGACAAUGAACUCGUUGGCGGAAUACUUCCAGUCGAAGCAACAAGAAGCGCAACCUCCCGACCACGUCGCAUCCUCCACAUCGCCAUCGAUACAUCGUUAAACGUAAAACGCGUGUCUAUUGCGAAACUCGAACUUCGCAUGUUCGUGGAUCGCCACGAGAACACGUAGUUCGUGUUUCAAUUGCGCGCGGAUUUCUCAGGAAAACGCGUUAUUAUAUAUUAUUGUGCGGUUUUAUUCGGUCGUAAAUCUCCUUUUGGAGCGACAUUGAAGCGGCUUAGCGCUUUUCAAAUGAGAUAUACACAUCAUAGAGCUCUGAGGCAAUAUUUUUUGAUAAUUAAUAUAAUGCGCGGGCAUUGUGGUAUUUUUAAUAUUGUAGACGAA
This is a messenger RNA of Odontomachus brunneus, 2684 nucleotides long. RefSeq names its product calcium/calmodulin-dependent protein kinase type II subunit gamma-like. Gene Ontology annotation, molecular function: ATP binding; protein serine/threonine kinase activity. Gene Ontology annotation, biological process: protein phosphorylation; intracellular signal transduction; positive regulation of apoptotic process. Bases 220 to 2403 code for a protein of 727 amino acids. The transcript is spliced from 7 exons. Gene Ontology annotation, cellular component: nucleus. Lineage: Eukaryota; Metazoa; Arthropoda; Insecta; Hymenoptera; Formicidae. The record is from RefSeq and is a predicted model, not a curated record.